AUGUGUCGCGCAUAUAAUGAGUUGGCUCGUGCAGGCAAGGACAUAGACGUAUUUAAUAGUAAAUUUCCUCAGUAUAAAAAGGCUAUAUCCGACUUGCUCAAAAAUGACGAAACGACAGCGUCUCCCGGUGGGAACGAUCAAAGCCACCUAACUGGGUACAUACUGAACGGCGUGGAUGUACCAAUAUCGAUGUACCCGUACAUGGCGCUGAUCGGCAGGUUCGGGCGCGUCCACUGCGGCGGCUCCGUCGUCAGCGACCGGGUGAUCCUCACAGCAGCACACUGCCUCUGCUCAUCUACAGGGCACAUAUUACCAGCCAAGACCUUUGACGUCUAUUUGGGUUCAGCAAAAGCAUUGGAUGGCACAAAAUAUAAAGUGUGCAAAACCCUUCCGCAUGCACGCUACGGCACAGUUUUAUAUGGAUACGACUUAGGAUUAAUGUUACUCAACAAAAACAUAAAAUUUGGAGCAACUGUACAAAAAAUCGCGCCCGUCUCUAACAGCCAAUGGAAAAAGAAAGCUAGCAUGUUGACUGUCAUAGGAUUUGGUGUAACAUCGAACGCAGGAAAAUUGCCGGAGACUCUUCAGAUGACUAAAAUGUAUUACAUCAACGAAACGCAAUGCUUUAACUCACAGCACGGCAUGCCGUUCCCCAUAGUUCUACCUUCGCAUAUGUUCUGCAUGAUUGGUGAAAGGUGGACAAGCGAUUGCUUUGGGGACUCUGGUUCCCCAGUUAUUUGGAAAAGGAACAUCGUGGGUCUUGUAUCUUCCGGCAGAGAUAAUUUUUGUGGUUCAGACAUGAUGCCAUCUAUGUAUACAGAUGUGCGACAUUUCAACAAAUGGUUAGACGACAAUGUCAGAGAUUUGGAAGAAAACACAGAAUGUAAUAUUGAACAAAAGCAAGACCCUCAACCUAAGGAUAUCAGAACGUAUGCAAACGACAGAUAUGGAGAGAAACUAGCAGCUAGAUAUACAAAACAAACCAUAGAAUUAGUAUUAAAUUUUGAUUAG
This is a messenger RNA of Ostrinia furnacalis (Asian corn borer), 1011 nucleotides long. Its product is annotated as chymotrypsin-1-like. The transcript has 5 exons. Bases 1 to 1011 code for a protein of 336 amino acids. Lineage: Eukaryota; Metazoa; Arthropoda; Insecta; Lepidoptera; Crambidae. The record is from RefSeq and is a predicted model, not a curated record. Gene Ontology annotation, molecular function: serine-type endopeptidase activity. Gene Ontology annotation, biological process: proteolysis.